This is a messenger RNA of Drosophila obscura, 1194 nucleotides long. RefSeq lists its product as uncharacterized. The transcript has 2 exons. Lineage: Eukaryota; Metazoa; Arthropoda; Insecta; Diptera; Drosophilidae. Bases 1 to 1194 code for a protein of 397 amino acids. The record is from RefSeq and is a predicted model, not a curated record.
AUGGACAACGACUUGGAGUUGGGACCCAAUAAUAUGAGCGUAAAUAAUACCCCCCCCCAGGCGUGUGAGAGCGCCUAUCAUCUCUCACAGGAGGAGGAGGCUGCCUUUACAAAAAGCAGCAGACUGGCGAGGUCCCCAAUAAGUGUGGCGGUCCAGGCGACGGCCGCGGAAACAACACAAAAGGAGGGAUCACGAUCUGCAUUCCGAGAGCUUGGAGAGGAGAUCGCUAUCUUGGUCGGCUUUAUAGAGGACGGAAAGCGAAGGUCCAUCCACCAGCCAAUGCGAGACUCGAUAGAGAGCAUUCGGGCCCUGUACGAGCUAGUGGCCAUCCAGGUGCAUGACAACAAGGCAAAGGAGCUGAUUAGGUCGCACCAGUCAUCGCAGACUUCGCCAAUCUUCUCAGCGCCGCUGGAGGCGAAGAGAAGGCAGGGACCGGGCGCACCAACGCCCAAGCAAAAAAGGAGGAAGCAGCACGGGAAUGAAAGCCCGCGCAAUGGACCAAUGGCGAGGAAAGAAGCCGAACCAACAAGCACGGGAUCGCAGGUGACUCCCAGCGCAUCUGGUGGUGAGAGCUGGACUAUAGUGGCCAGGAAAGGACUGCAGAAAGCAGCGAAAAAAGCAGAAAGUCUUCGGCCGAAGGAAAAUCCCGCGCGUAUCGAGAGGACCAGGCCAGAUGCUCUCCUUAUCCAAACCAAAGGAGAGAAGACCUACGCUGAGAUUUUAAGGACAAUGAAGACGGACGAGAAGCUCAAGGCUCUAGGACAGGCCAUAAACAGAGUGAGAAGAACCCAGAAGGGUGAACUCCUACUAGAGUUGACCAAAUCGGGAGAGGGAACUGCCGAGUUCAAAACUAUAGUCGCUGAAGCGCUGGGGGAGAGUGCCGAGGUCCGCUCACUGACGCAGCGGGUCUUCAUCGAGUGCAAAGACCUCGAGGAGGACACCACAGCAGAAGAUAUCUGCAAGGCGCUAGCGGACCAGCUCCAACUGUCGGAUGUAACAACAGCAGAUGUCAGACUUAGGCGAGCAUACGGGCAGACCCAAAUAGCCAGCAUUAGACUGUCGGCAGCCGGUGCCCAGAAGGCCUUGCACGCAGGAGCAAUGCCUGGAGUUUGGGCACCAAGCGAGGAAUUGCAAGUGCGAAACGGAUCGCUCAAACCUCUGCAGGCGAUGUGGACUGCCAGACCACUUGGCUAA